CCGCGAACAUAGCAACUAUAGUUUCUGACUGACUAUUUUGCCUGUCAACAGAAUAUAUAAGUAAAGAAGAUUUAGUCAGUUUUAAUUGUAAAAAUCUCACAUUAUAAUCACUUUCGAUGGAUACUAAUAAUGAUACCAAGAAGGAUGACGUUGCAGCAUUUCUCCAUGAUAUGAGCUUAGUUGAAACCAGGAGGCACAAUGACGAAUUUAUUAAAUUGUAUAGUAAAGAUUUUGAUAGCAGUCUUCUUCAAACAUUUACAAAAGAUAUGGAAAAGAGAAAAUUAUUCCUGAAGAGUAUUGUGGAAAAUCCUCAAAGAUCAAUAAUUGAGAAAUUCCUACGGAAGAAUUUAAAUCUUUUAAACUUUAACAAAUAUCCAGAAUUAUUCAAAUAUUGUUAUGAUGUAAUAUUUUCAUUGGAAGUCGAUCAAUCAUCAAAAGGAAAUAGAGAAUAUGGCUCAUUUUCAUUGGCGGUAGACAAGGCAUUAGCGUAAUGUCAUUGUUUUUCAAUUAACAAACAAUAUAUAAUUAAUUAAUUAUAUACACAGCCAUACUAAUGGCUAUUCCAAAUUGAUGAAAGAUAUGAUAUAUUAUGUUGAAAAAUCUUUUGAUUUCUCCUCCUACCAUACUUUUGAAAGUUUAUGCUCACUUCAAAGAUCUCUUAACUGGGAGGUAAAAGAUUCCAUUGUUUUAUUUCAACAUUUAUAUAUUUUUCUUCUUCAAAAGCCAUAUUUCAACACAUUUGUAAACAUUCUUCAUAAACUCGAGGCUAAGAUAGAAAAAGUAGAUAAUCCACUUAUAAUCUGCAAUGGAGAUGUUUUUAAUCAAGUCAGCGUUUUGUUUGAUCGUAUUUGGACAUCAUACCAAGAAAAUGUUAAAAUUCGCGAUAUAAAGACACCUUUAUCAAAUCUCUUCAACAACUGUUAUAAGCUUCCUUUGAAUAUCUGCGUAGGCUCAGAGAGGAAAAAAACACUUGCUGCUCAUAUUUUACUAAAGUGUCUUGAAACAUUCUAUAAUGAAUGUAAAUUUCUUAAAGAGUUUCUCCCUCCUGUCAUUGAAACUAUUGAGAAGCUAAAGGAUCAAGAUGAUGAUAUUGAAAUCCAAGUCUCAGCCGAAAAGGUUUAUUCAAACUAUGAGUUGACAGUUGAGAGGAAAGUUGAUGCUGAAAGACAACUUGUGGACAAUUUUCUUGCUGGUGAUGAAAGCAGUCUAGCCAAAAUCGUUGAAAUGUAUCCAAGACAAUCAAACUAUAUUCAUAAAAAUUUUCAAUACUUAUUGGCCACUGUCAAAAAUCUGCCCAACCACGCACUAUUCGAAUUUAUGGAACUAGUUGAAAAAAUAAUACAACACAAUCCUAGUGUAUUGGAUGAGGAAUUUCUUGAAUUUACAUUUGAGAAUCUGGAUGGAGAAAAUUCAAAUUUCGUUUUGAAUGUAAUGUAUAAACUCAUGUCCAGUAGGAAGGACUUGUUUGCCAAUUAUCAUGAAAGACUUGGCAAGUUAAUAAAAAGUUCAAACCAAUAUGGUCUAUUUGUGGCCAGUAAUGUGUCUGAAUUGGUUGAAACACAAGAAUUGGCAACAUUUUAUACAAAUUUGAUAUGGGAAAUUUUCUACAAAGUAAAAACUGAACAUCGUUUCCUUCUACUAUCAGCUUUGAAAGACAUUGUUUGUAAAUUUAAAGAACCGGUUGCUAUUUAUAAAGAUGAACUGCUAAAACUAGAAGAUGGUCCUAUGGCUGAUUUAGUCAGAUACAUCAUUAAUGUUCUGGAAGGGAGGAGUCUAGAGGGCGUUGCAAAAAUUUUAGAUGCUCAUCAAGAUGAAUUGGAAAAUUUGGAUAUUAGAGUCACUGACAACAGUGAUAAGAUAGUAUCCCUUGACAGUGAUUUAGUAAAGACUAAAGAGAGGAUUGAAGACGUAGCAGGAGAUGUGGAAAUGAUGAAAAGUCAAGUUAAAACAAUUGAAUAUAAUGUGAAAAAUCUUGAUGAACAAGUUGAACAACUAAGUCAUAUGACUCUCAGCCAUGCUCCUUCUUGGUCUCGUCACCUUUCCGAUCUUAUGAAUAAACCAAGUGACAACGAUUGGAGAUUACUGGCAUUAAAACUCAAUUAUGGUGUGGACGAUGUCAGAAAUUGGGCUACUCAACCUGAUCCGUGUCUUUCCUUACUUGAUGAAUGGUUUGCUACCAAUAAGACAAAGGAGGCGACAUUCGCCAUCCUAAAAAAUUUAAAAGACAUGGAUAGACUCGAUGCAGCCGAGAUUGUUGAAGAUGCCCUAGAAUCAGUAAAAUCCAUUGUUAAAGAUGAAAAAGUCGAAAUGGUGGAAAAACCAAAAGUAUUUAUCAGCUAUCAAUGGGGUCAUCAGAAGGAGAUUAAACUACUUUGCAACCAUUUGGAGAAAGCCGGCUUCAAAGCCUGGAUGGAUAUCGGUCAAAUGGGUGGAGGUGAUAGUCUCUUCCAGAAGAUAGAUGAUGGAAUUAGGUCAGCUGAAGUCAUUCUAAGUUGUGUAAGUCUAAAAUACGCGAAAUCUGCAAAUUGUUGCCGCGAAAUUAAUCUAUCGACCAAUCUUGGAAAGGUAAUUAUUCCAUUGCUAAUGGAAGAUUUAUCUUGGCCACCUAGUGGCCCUUUGGGUCCAAUUUUAGCUGAAUAUUUAUACAUUAAAUUCUAUCAAAAAGCUGAACAAAUCAACAACUCAAGUAUUUUCUGGCAACCAGAGAAAUUCUGUGAACUUUUAAUGCAACUGCGUAUCCAUGUAGUGCCCAAUAUGAAAUUAAUCAAAAAAGACUCUCCUUACUUUGGUUGGAUGGAUCCUCCUCUGGAAAUGAAGCAACACUCGCGUGAAUCUCUAAUACCAAAAGGAAACUCUCCGCUUCUCUUUAUCUCCUAUCAAUGGGACAAUCAAGCACUAAUUAAAAUUCUGUAUGAAAAACUCAAAGAAAAGG
Molecule: messenger RNA, 2932 nt
Organism: Dimorphilus gyrociliatus
Lineage: Eukaryota; Metazoa; Annelida; Polychaeta; Dinophilidae
Source: the annotation of a GenBank genome assembly